Messenger RNA from Fundulus heteroclitus (mummichog), 1003 nucleotides. Its product is annotated as trace amine-associated receptor 13c-like. The transcript has 2 exons. Gene Ontology annotation, molecular function: trace-amine receptor activity. The record is from RefSeq and is a predicted model, not a curated record. Gene Ontology annotation, biological process: G protein-coupled receptor signaling pathway. The coding region runs from base 17 to 1003 and encodes 328 amino acids. Gene Ontology annotation, cellular component: membrane. NCBI's taxonomy places the organism in Eukaryota, Metazoa, Chordata, Actinopteri, Cyprinodontiformes, Fundulidae.
UGUUCUUUUCUAUCUAAUGAUGAAAACCUUUGGAGAAGCUGAACUUUGCUUUCCACAACUGCUCAAUUUAUCUUGCAGGAAGACCGUGCGUCCUCCCUCAAUAUCCCUGCUGAUUUACAUUACUCUGUCCUUCAUCUCUGUGCUCACUGUGACAUUCAACUUGCUGGUCAUCAUCUCUAUCUCCCACUUUAAGAAGCUCCACAACCCCACCAACAUCCUCCUGCUCUCUCUGGCUGUCUCAGAUUGCAUGGUGGGAUUCCUCAUUUCAUUUCAAAUCAUGCUGAUAGAUGGAUGCUGGUAUCUUGGGGACAUCAUGUGUGCUCUGUAUGUUGUUUUGGACUAUGCAAUCACCUCUGCUUCAAUAGGAACCAUGGUACUUAUUUCUGUUGAUCGUUACAUGGCCAUUUGUUACCCCCUGUAUUACUCCAGCAAAGUCACAGAAGAACGAGCAAAGACAUGCGUUUCCCUGUGUUGGAUGUUUGCUUUUCUUUGCCACUGUCUGAUCCUAAAAGACAGCUUGCAAAAACCAGGCAGGUAUAAUUCCUGCUUUGGAGAGUGUAUGGUUGUCCUUGAUUAUGUUGGGGGAAUUUUUGAUCUUUUUUUGUCCUUUAUUGGCCCAGUCACUGCCAUCCUAGUUCUCUAUGUAAGAGUGUUUGUAGUGGUUGUGUCUCAGGCUCGAGCCAUGCAGUCUCAUGUUGCCGCUGUAUCACUUCAGAGCUCAGAGAAAGUCACAGCUAAGAAAUCUGAAAGGAAGGCAGCUGUUAUCCUUGGAAUUGUUGUAAUUGCAUUUCUCAUAUGUACAUGUCCAUAUUUCUGUGUUAUUCUCCUGGAAGAGGAUGCAGAGGUCAGUGCUUCAUCUGUGACUUUUCUUCUGUUUUAUUUUAAUUCCACCCUGAACCCUCUGAUCUAUGCCCUUUUUUACCCCUGGUUUAGGAAAUCUGCUAAACUAAUUCUUACACUGCAGAUCCUGAACUCUGAUUCAUCUGGCACUAUUUUUAUGUAA